GUUGGUAUCAGGGGGUAUAAGGGUAAUUUUACUUAUUUAAUUAGGGAUAAUUUUGUAAGUUUCAUCCCUUUCUUCCCCCGUUUUCCAUUCUUCCAUUACAGCAACCCACCUUUUCUUCCUUCAUGAAAUCCCUAUUACAGACCACCGCCACCACCUCCUAAGGUGGUUUAAAUUGCUUCUCGAAGAAGAUGAUUUUCCUAAGGGGUUGAUAUGGCCCUAAUUUACACUAUUUUUCUACUAGGGUAUCAUUUUGUUACCGCCGCGAAGCGGCGUUAGGGGCAUUCCGCCAUUGUUGUUGAAGAAGAAGACGAAGAGGAAGGCCGGUGGUCGUCGGAGAGGUGGCUGACUAGAUGUAGAUCUGGUUUUGGAGACCUGGUCGUGGCUCGUGGUGGGCUAGCUGUAGGUUUUUUUUUUCUUUUAAUUUGGGAAAUGACGGUACAAAAUAUUAUUAUAUUAUUUCAGAUGACAUAACAGGGGCCACAAGAGGGCCUGAUUUACAAGUUUUCGUCAAUCAGGCUGAUUGACUGGGGCUUGCUCAAAUAUCCGUAAACCGUAAUGAAUACUCCUUAACUAAUAGGCCCGUUUAGCCAACAAAUUUGAGAAAUGAAUCAAAUGAUCAAUUCUCCCAAUUUCAAUUUUUGCAGUACACCGUGUUAGGUGUUUACGAAGAAGGAUGGCUGGUUGGAUCUCUUCCAAGCUCAAGGUUGCCGAAAAUCUCCUUCAACAGAUUGACCAGCAAGCUGCUGAAUCACUUCGUAAAGAGGAGAGUAAGCAAUCUGAUGGUUUAGAUGCAAUUAUCUCACAAAAAUCUAGUGGUAUUGUUCCUUUGCGAGAUCAAUUGAAGAAGAAAACAUCUGAUGAUAAUGAAAAUUUGGAAAAAUUAUACAAUGAUUCUAAUCAUGGUGAAAUUAAAUCAAGUAGUGAUGAAAUUAAUAAGGUUAGCAAGCUGAAUUUGAAGAAGGAUGUUGUGAAAAAACCCAACUCUUCUUCUCUUAAUGAUAGUGAUUGGACUGAACUUCUUAAUGCCCCGAAACAACCCGUUGUUACUAAGGCGAAUCACUCUAGUGGGGCACGGAAAGAUGGGGGAAAGGCUGGAAUUAUGGGAUUGAAGGGUAAGGGUAAUGGUAAAGUGGUGAAGAAAACAGUGAGGAAAGAAGGUGAUGGGAAUGGUGAGAAAGGAAGUGGUGUUCUUGGAGGAGGAGGCGGUUUGAGCCUGGGAUCUAAUAGGAAGAUUGUUGAGGGAUCAGAACCGAGCUUGAGAUUAAUAAAGGUGGAAGGCUAUGAUGAAGUAGAGCGUGAAAGAAAUAUGACUGGGGAUGGGAAUGGGAAUGGGGAAAGGGGUGGGUCAUUAGGCUAUGACAAGUCCAUGGUUAAGGUUGAUUCCCCGAUUAUUGGGAAUAGCGAGAAUGUGUCUGUUCUGAUAUCUGAUGAAGGGAAAAGAGCUGUUUGUGAUGAUGAAAAAGUUGGUAGAACCACUUUGGAAAUGAAUUGCAGUGAUGAAGGCAUUGCGAAAACUGGUAUUGGGGGUUUCAAAAGUGUCUCUCACUCUGGUGGCAAUCAUGAGUCGGAUUCAGAUUCAUAUUCGACGUCUGACUCAGGGGCUGAACAAGAGCGGGAGAAAAGGAUGCAGAGACGAAGACAAAUUUUGGCUGCAAAAGCUGCUGCAAAAGCUUUGGAGGCCAUUAAGGAACAGGAAAAUAUAGUGGCUCGAUUGGAGGGAGAGAAGCAAAGCCUCAAGAAGAUACUCAAGGAGCAAGCAAAUCAAGCAGCACAAGAGGCCUCAGAACUUCAGGCAAUGACGAUGGAAAUGAUGGAAGCUACUGAAGUGGAGAAGCAGAAGCACAGUCAUACAAGGAUGGAGGUCCUAGCACAACUGGCCAAAUUGGAGACUGAAAAUGCCAAUCUUGCUAAAUCGCUGGGUUCCACACAAUGGAAUCUUGAAAUAGAGGUAAAUCGCUUAGGAGGAUUACGGCACCAAAUUGAGGUAAAGGAAGUUGCCCUUGAAGAGUUGAAGAGAGAGAUUUGUAGUGUUCAUCAAACUAGGGCCACUUUGACAAGUUUGGCGGCUUCAAAAGGCUUUGAGUUGCAGAAAGAGAUGCUGGAAGCUGAAUGUGCUUUUGCAACUGACAAGAAUGCAAGACUGCAAGAGAAGGUGAUGAAGCUGGAAGCAAACGUUGACAUGACAUUGAAGGAAAUGGAAAAUUCAACUGAAGUAGAAGUUGAGCUUAGGCGAAGGCUUCGGCAGAUGACAGAUCAUUUGAUUCAGAAACAAGCCCAGGUUGAAUCACUUUCUUCAAACAAGGCAACUCUUCUUUUCAGAACUGAGGCUGUUUCAAGGUUACUCGAUGAAAAUAAAUCUCUAAUCAGCGGGAGUGAUAUUUCGGGCAAUUUAAGAGAAGACUUAGAAGCAGGAACAUGGGAUUCAACUGGUUCUAAGCUGCGGCCAAUGUUAGAAAAUAAAAUUCAGUCAGGGAGGCAGCACCUAGGUUCACUGCUUAGGCAGUUGGAUGCAAUAUUUUCAGCUGGUGCAGUAUUUUUAGCAAGGAAUCCGGCGGCAAAGCUCUGGUCCUUGGUGUAUCUUAUAUCCCUACAUUUAUGGGUUUUGUAUAUUUUUUUCUCUCAUUCUCAGUCAACUGAAGAUUCCACAUCCAGUUCUGUAGUAUCCUUGGAGAAUAUCAACGGUAGUAUUGGUGUCUAAAACAUCCAUAUUGUUAUGGGCAUUAUUUUGUUGAUUGUUCAAUGAGCUCGUGUAUAUUAUUCACGGUAACAUGAUCUCAACCAAUAUUAUUCACGGCUGCUGAUAACCUAUAUUUUUUUUCUUUUUUAAUGUGAUUAUGUUUAGGCAAAGUAGAUUGUGAGAAGAAAACAUUUGAUUGUAUGUGAUCUAGCUAGCUUAGUGUUUGGCAUUUGACGAUGAGGAGGAACCUCGUCUUGGGUUGUUCAUAAAUGUGUUACGCUGUAUUCUGUA
This is a messenger RNA of Chenopodium quinoa (quinoa), 2968 nucleotides long. RefSeq names its product golgin candidate 2-like. Gene Ontology annotation, cellular component: Golgi membrane; Golgi cisterna. The transcript has 10 exons. Gene Ontology annotation, biological process: retrograde transport, vesicle recycling within Golgi; Golgi organization. The record is from RefSeq and is a predicted model, not a curated record. Lineage: Eukaryota; Viridiplantae; Streptophyta; Magnoliopsida; Caryophyllales; Amaranthaceae. The coding region runs from base 674 to 2698 and encodes 674 amino acids.